Paraphaeosphaeria sporulosa is the source of this 1544-nucleotide messenger RNA. RefSeq lists its product as uncharacterized. The record is from RefSeq and is a predicted model, not a curated record. The transcript has a single exon. Lineage: Eukaryota; Fungi; Ascomycota; Dothideomycetes; Pleosporales; Didymosphaeriaceae. The coding region runs from base 319 to 1359 and encodes 346 amino acids.
UGCGAGACACUCCUUUCCUUGACGGACCUUCACUCCUUUGUACAUCUUCUUCACCGGGACGCGGGGCCGUUUCUCUUCUUUCUGUUCUGACAUUGCCGCUUCGGGUAUUGUUCUUACGUUCUAGCUUUCUCCCUUCUUCGAGCUACAUUGUCAACUGACUGCGUUGGCUACUUCCGCGGCAAGCAUUGUAAAGAGCAGCUCCUUCGUUCAUCUACGACUAGAAUAUUCUAUAUAAGGCCACUGCGCUCCUCCCAGAUACAACAACACCGAAAGAAAAUUCGCGACCAGUGCAGUCUGAAAGAGAAAUAUCUUAUAACUAUGCACGCAUCCAAGCUCUUGUUUCUUGCGCUGGGAGGCCUUGUCCAGUCGCACAUGCACCUUUACUAUCCUCCAACGCUGAAGGGUGAAAACAACCCUCACACCCAAGGCGAAUCCGACCCUUACCUCAAUUAUAAUUACGGCUGCUGCGGGCGCGAGGUGCCCGGGCCUUGCAAGGGUCAUCUCGAUCUCGUGGAUACAGAUGAGGGCAAGCCAGUGGUGACCUGGGCUCCUGGUCAGAAGGUCAAUUUCACCCUAUCUGGAUCGUCGACUACCGAGGUGAAGGGUGGCACGCACUACGGUGGCUCGUGUAGCGUUGGAUUUUCCACGGACAAGGGCAAAACGUUCAAGGUUGCCACCACCUGGAAUGGAAAUUGUCCGCAUCGCGAGGGCAGCAUCGAUCCUUCCACGCAGUCGUUCGACUUCACGGUCCCGGCAGAUCUUCCCGCAGGCGAUCGGACCAUCUUCGCGUGGACUUGGAUCAACCGCGAGAAGGAAUUCAACAUGAACUGUGCAGUCGUUACUAUUGCCGGCUCUGAUCAGUCUGAAGACCCUGGCUACCAACCAGCGCCUAGCAGCGCUGCUCCGAAGCCGUCCUCGCCGCCGUCUCAGCCGCCCAAAAGCCAGUCGUCCAAGGCCCCGCAACGGCCGACUCAAACACAGCCAUCGUCCAGCCAACCUACGGGUUCUGCGCAGUACACCCUAGAAGGCUGCACCUGCUCUUGCCCUUAUCAGACUUGGUCGUCGGCGUGCAGCUGCUACGAAUGCAAGUCGCCUACCACUAAGCGUCACCUGGUCGAGCGCAAGGUCCUUGAGCUGCACAAGCGCCAUCUCCAAAACGCCGAGAAGCUCAAUGUGCCUGUUCGACGUGCUGAGACCGUCGCUUGGACCUCUCGCCCCGACAUGCUUCUGAGCAUCGACUUUCCGGGUGCUUCUUGCCACUCCAAGGGCAACCCAUUCGAGCUCGAGUUCCCGGAUCCCGGUCCAGACGUCGUUGACGGCGAUGGCGAGUAUAAGCUUGCGGGCCCUGAUUGCAGCUAAGCCUGUAAUAUCGACUUCUUCUCUUCUUCAGUAUUUGCUGGGUGUUGACCACCCAACUAUCACUUUUUCUUCGCUUCUGUAUACUGUCUGUUUACUUGAAUAAGAUUUUUUCUUCCUUUGACUAUUUGAAUAAAUGUUUGUUUCCUGCAUUGCGGUGGUCGUUAGUGGUUGCAUUCUCUAGUUAC